Messenger RNA from Malassezia pachydermatis, 597 nucleotides. RefSeq names its product rta1-domain-containing protein. Lineage: Eukaryota; Fungi; Basidiomycota; Malasseziomycetes; Malasseziales; Malasseziaceae. The record is from RefSeq and is a predicted model, not a curated record. Gene Ontology annotation, cellular component: membrane. The coding region runs from base 1 to 597 and encodes 198 amino acids. The transcript has a single exon.
AUGCCGGUCUUUGUGACAAUUGACGUUGUUUCAUUGGUGAUCCAAGGUGUGGGUGCUGGUACAGCCGGUGGAUCCGAUUCGGCCAGCGACGCCCAGAUUGGGUCACAUAUCGCUGUGGCAGGUGUGGCCAUUCAGCUCUUUGGCUAUGUGAUGUUUAUGCUUCUUUUCCUAUACUUCUCUUAUCUCCAAUACAGAAACCCAGCGCCUGGUAUUGAGCAGUUCAAAUGGCUAAUGAUUGGGGUAUUCUGCUCCAGUAUGUUGAUCAUCCUCCGUUCGGUCUACCGUGUGGUUGAGCUGGCUAUGGGCUUUGAUGGUGUAAUUAACACGACAGAAUGGGUACUGUACGCGUUUGAUGGAGCCUUUGUCUUUGUCGCCGUGGCAAUUCUCAACAUUUUCCAUCCUGGCAAAUAUCUUCCCAAGGACUUUAGCUGGAAGUACAAUCCUGAAGCCUAUGCUAGGCCGGAUGAUGAAAAGGGUAUACAUGAAGAUGCGGAGGCGAAGAACGAUACCUUUGAUAAUGCCAUUGCUCCUCCAAUUGAUGAAAAGAAGAUACACGCAAAGGAUACGCAACCACAUGCAGGACAAGAAGAUCCAUGA